Molecule: messenger RNA, 12905 nt
Organism: Acinonyx jubatus (cheetah)
Lineage: Eukaryota; Metazoa; Chordata; Mammalia; Carnivora; Felidae
Gene: ZNF770
Product: zinc finger protein 770
Exons: 6
Coding region: 8181-10262 (693 amino acids)
Biological process (GO): regulation of transcription by RNA polymerase II
Molecular function (GO): DNA-binding transcription factor activity; RNA polymerase II cis-regulatory region sequence-specific DNA binding
Source: RefSeq, a predicted model, not a curated record
UAUUUUGAGAGAGAGAGAGAGAGAGAGAGAGAGGAGCAUGAGAAGGGGAGGGGCAGGGAGAGAGGGAGACACCUGCUGCCAGCACAGAGCUCGAUGUGGGGCUCGAUCCAAGGAACCAUGAGAUCAUGACCUGAGCGGAAAUCAAGAGUUAGAUACUUAACCAACUGAGCCACCCAACCCCCUAUGCCAUCAAUUUUUAAAUUGCAAUUGGUGAGAAUUUAGAAGGUCUAUUUAUAUUUUUUCCCAUUAUCAGAUAACUCUGUAUACCUCCCCUGUUAUUUCCUUAGGAUACAUUUUCAGAAGACUUACUAUGUCCAGCCUUUUUACAUGUGGCAAAUUUCUCCUAUCAUGCAAGGUCUAUAUUACAGUAGACUACAUCUUCUGACUAUUUUUCUUACCAGGACCAAAACAAUGAAGGUAGUAGAUAAAAUUGAGAUUAUCACCAUUGUAUUUCUAAUUGGUAAUGAAUUUUGUGUUAGGGAUAAGGUGGGAGCAGCAUUAGAACUUUAAAUUAUCUCAAAAAAAAAAAAAAACUAACACAACAAGGAAGCAGGAAGUGGGGAAUGCAGAAUUAUUGUUUAAUUGGUUAUAGAGUUUCAAUUUUGUAAAAUAAAAGAAUUCUGGUAAUGGAUGGUGGUAAUGGUUGCACAACAAUAUUAAUGUACAUAAUACCAUUAAACUAUACAUUUAAAAAUGGUUAAGUUAGUAAAUUUUACAUUAUAUGUCUUUUACCACAAAAAAAGAAAUUGGGGGGAGAAAAUGACUAAGCAAAUGAAAAAGAUCACCACUACUUGUGUUGCAGAGGAGCUCAUUUGGAAAAAGGAAAUAGGCCUUCCGUAUUCCAUGACAUGGUUCUGAUAUUAUGGUAGAUGAGGCUAUAAUCAUAAUUAACAUUUAUAUGGUACUUUACAGUUUACAGGUGCUUUUGUACACAUAAUUUCAUUGACAUAACAGCCUCACGAAGUAGUUGAUUAUCAUCAUUUUGUAUAUGAGAACUCUGACACAGCUCAAAUAACUGCCCAAGGUGAUAUAGUUGGCAAAGAGCAGAAGCAAAACAUCAUUCCAGGGCCGCACCCCCUUGUUUAAACUGUCUCCCGUGAAAUACACUACCAAGAUGGCGGCAAGGCUACUGUGCUGGCAAAACUAUCAAGUGUUUUCAUUUGACAAGUCAAAUGUGUCAUUUGUAACUGAAAAGAGCAAACCUUUAAAUAGCACUUAAAAGACUUAGCUUAGAAACACUUCUUUCUGUAACAGCUUUGGAUAAGUAAUCAAUAAAACAGUAAUUUUACUAAUAUUCAUAACAAAUAAUACUCCCCACUGUUGAACCCUUAUUUCAUGUUUUUGGCACUUUUGGAUAUUGAGUUAAGUUUUUAAAUUCUCCCUCUCUAAUAUAUUUAUCAUCCUAAAGGGGAACACAUGCAACAUCACCAGGUAUCAGUGUGGCCAGGCAAGGUCAUAGGGAGAGGAACUGAGCCCACAAUAAUUUAGAGUCAACAGUUUUUCUCUUCACUAUCUCCCAUCCAAUUAAAUACAAAAAGAAAUGUUACAUUUUUCCAAAUUAAAUAUUAGCAUAAACAUAGAUUUUUUAAAUGUAGAUACUCCCUUGCUCCCUAAAUUUUCUUCGCCUAUUUUUUGGGUGCAGGAUCUGAUCAAAGAUUAACAAGCUGUUAUUGGCUCUUAUAUCUAUCCAAUAUCAUCUUCAAUUUUGAUAGAUGAUUCCUCCAACUUUUCAAGAUUUCUUAGAGUUUUGUCUUUGAUGAUUCCUGAAUAAUUUAAUCUAACAAGCAGGUAGUUUUGGUAAACAGAAAUCUGAUCUGUGAGAUUUAUUUUGCCUGUGAGCCCAUUUGUCUUUGGAAUUAAAAGUAUCAAUAGAUAUCAUGAACAUUUCUUGUUCUCAUAUAUUGACGAACCUCAUGCCUUUAAUACACUUUUUAUGGACCUGCUCUGUGCCUAGUUCUACAAAACUAAAUAAGACAUGGUUCCAUGGAACUCUCAUUAUAUUAAUAAAUAGAAAAACUAACACAUACUAUUAAUUAAAAUGAAAUAGAGUAAGUGCAAUACUAUAAGUAUAUGCACAUACUCUGGGGUCACAGAAGUAUUAUAUUUGCUCCUAUGAGUAAGAGAAAGCUUCACAAAGGAAGAAUCAUCAGAGUUGGGACUAAAAGGAUGAACAAUUUUUCUUAAAGAAAGGGAUGGGAAGGUUUAUGCACAUAUAUUAUUUUGUCCCUUGUUUUAUGAUUAGAUAUUUUUCUUCGAUUAUAGUAUGAAAUCACACAAUAUCAUAUACUCUGACUGUAACAUUACAAACAUCUUUAGGGGCACCUGGAUGGCUCAGUCAGUUGAGUCCAACUUUCGCUCAGGUCAUGAUCUCGCAGUUAGUGAGUUCAAAUCCCCUGGCAGGCUCUGCUGUCAGAGCAGAGCCCGCUUUGGAUCCUCUGUCUCCCUGUCUCUCUCUGCCCCUCCCUUGCUCUCUCUCUCUCAAAAAUCAAUAAACAUUAAAAACAUCUUUAGAUUUCAUAGCAUUCUCUGUAAAUUCACCAAACUAUCAUCGUUCACUGCACCUGCCAUUGAGUAGAAUUCAUUGUUGAUCAAUAAACAUUAAGCUUAAUUGUGAAGCUCCUUGAUUAAUUUACCACUGCACUGGUAGUGUGAGGAUGCCCAGCUGCAGGGGACACCAUUUAUAUGAACACUUCCCUUGGGGUCCCUAGGCAGUCUUCUGCAUACUUAUGGAUUUAUGGUAUUUAUCUCCCUCUACUUUGUACACAAUUCUAUUUUAAUACUGCAUUUUCCUUUCCAGUUGAACUAUACUUAACGCAGUAGAAUUUUAAGAAAAAAAAAUUCUUCCUAGUAUUUAUGAUAGCUACUGCUCCAGUUAAUUUGGUUAAAUAGAAUUUCUGGAACAGUAGUUAUGAUUUUCUAAGAUACUGUAUCAUCGCCUUUCUUAAUUUCUUAUGCUACUUAUAUAAUAUGGAUCACCACACAAUGUAAAUCCCCAUUAUAUACUUGAUGUUGAUGGUUUCUGGUCAGUUGAUAUAUGCCAGGUUUUUUCAGAAAUCAUACCAGCUUUGAGAUUCCUGAGCAACUAUGCUGUAUAUUCUUCUUUAGCCAUUAAUUGAAUUUUGAAAAGGAAUUUGAUAUAUUUCUAAUUUCUUUUUUCAUGGUAAAUCAGGGCAUAAAUCAUCUAUUCUCUACAAUCCUGAAUGGUGUCAACUGUGCUUGUUCUUUGUUAAUAAAUAUUUCAAGUUAUCUUAAACUAUGCUUAGAUAUUUUUAUAUAUCUCAAACAAAUGGAUAAUAGACCAAUAGUUAGAUGGUUCUCCUCUACAAUCUUACUUCUUGUUUUUUCCAGAGUUUUAUAUUGGAUCUCCUCUACCCCAUUAGAUUCCUUUAACUUUGAUCUGUCUGCCUAGCAAGGACUCUAAACAAUAGCAUUCUCCUUGAUUUAGAUUUUAGCCCAUCAGAGGCUGUGUACUUUUUGAAGAAAAGGAAAUUCACUUAAACAGAGUGGUUUGCACAUUAAAUAUUAGCUCAUAAGAAUGAGUUCUGCAGGACUUUCCAGCUCUAGGAUUCCGUGUGUAUAAUGGCAGAAUGAAAACAACAGAUUGUAAUUGUAUGAAUGUCAUCUGUGUUAUGUCAAAGAGAAAAACAACUUCGUCCUGAAUCAGAUCAAAUAGAACAGUCCAAAAAAUUUUAAUAGAGGUGAAAACUUAGCCAAUUAAUUGAAUUGGUUAGAUAUUAUUUUUCAGUGGUUAGAUAACACAUACUGAAAUUAAAUUUUCUAAAAAAAUAUUAAUUAGUACCUUCCCAAGGGCUUUUUUUUUUAAACGUUUACUUAUUAUUUUUAAGAGACAGAAGGAGACAGAGCAUGAGCAGGGGAGGGGGAGAGAGAGGGAGGGAGACACAGAAUCUGAAACAGGCUCCCGGCUCUGAGCUGUCAGGACAGAGCCCAAAGUGGGGCUCAAACCCAUGAAUUGUAAGAUCAUGACCUGAGCCUAUCAGACGCUUAACUGACUGAGCCACCCAGGCGCCCCAUUCCCAAGGGCUUUUGAAUCCCAUCAGGUUUAUUUUAUUUUUUGGAGUCUUUUGCAAUAUGGCACAUCUGUGCUGAGGGGUCUGCACAGAGUCAUGUGUGAUAUCCCCACUAUAAUAUUUCUGUGUGGGGUUUCUCACAUAUUGACCUGCCCCCUGACAAAACAGGAGGUCAUGGUAACUAAGAAACCAGUGAUUUUGCCCUGAACACAGAUAGAGGAAAGCAGAUUUUUCCGUCAGUGGAUCAGCCUUUUUCCAAUUUUUAGUGGAGAACUUCUCUGUAAAUUAUUCAGGAACAAACUGAGCCUUGGUCAAUGCAAAACCAAAAAUAUCAAUGAAUUAUUUUUUUAAGACUUGAAAAGAGCGGCCGCUUUCCUGCAUUCAGGAAAAUAUGUCCAUCUUCUUGUAAUUUAUAUGCAGUUGCAGGGAAUUGCCUAGAGUGUUUCAUUAGCAACAUGUUGUCCCCUGCAGGGGCAAUAAUUCACCUAGUACACUCUUAUCCUCUUCCUAAGCAAAUCUGGGGAUGAAUAACAAUAAUGAUUUUUAUUUUCAUUUCAGUCUUUAGAAAUCCUCCUUUAUUCCUACUCUGCUCUAGUUCUCUGGAAUGAUGAAUGAUGACCAUUUAUAACCUAGCAUACUGAAAGUGUCAUGAUCUCAUCGUUCAUGGGUUUGAAUCCUGCGCCAGGCUCGGUGCUGGCAGAGUGGAGCCUGCUUGGGAUUUUCUCUCUCCCUCUGUCUCUCUGCCCCUGGCCCACUCACUCAUGCGUUCUCGGUCUCUCAAAAAAAAAAAAAGAUUAGAGAAAAAGAAACGCAAAUUCCCAGGCACCAUCCUAGUCCUGCUGAGUAAGAAACUCCAGGCCCUUCUGAGUUUUAUAAGCCCUCCAACUGAUUUUGAUAAUCGUUUGCAUAAGAACCACAAUUCUUGCUCUGCAGUACUGAUACACCUUCACUUCCUGUUCACUCUUCCUCCCACAGACCCUUUAGCCUCAUUUCUUCCUCAGAGCUUGGUCCUGGCUCCUUCAACCUCCCUCUUUGCAUUCUUCCCCCGAGGAGAUCUCACUCAUCCCUUAGUGGGAUCUCACCCAUUUCUAAAAGAAAAAAUCUAUUGACAUGGAGUGAUCAUUACCUAAUAGCAAUAGCCUCUUCUGGACUUCUCAGUAAAUGCCAAAUCUCACCUCAGUGGCCUGUUCUUUUCAGAAGUUUCUUUAAUGCUGAAUGGACUCAUAUUAAACCUCUUAUCUGAUGGUAAUAAAAGUUAACCCUUGUUGAGCAAUUAAUAUGUACUGUCCCAAACAUAUGUGUAUAUUAUGUCAUUUAAUCCUCACUACAACUCUAUGAGGCAAGUAACAUUAAUAAUCCAUUUUCCAGGUAAGCAAAUUGAGGCACAAAGUAGCUAAGCGAGAGCUCAAGGUCAUACAGGCAAGAAGUAGUAGAGAGUGUAUUAAAAGCCACAUGGUCUAAGAGAUGAUUGUUACUCAGCAAGUAAGAAAAACCUAGUCUUAUAAAGCAAACAGGAAAUUAAGCACUUUUCCUUCUGCCAUAUGAAGACCAUAAUGGAAUUUUUCCUAAAAGAUUGUCUUAAAAAGCAGGAGAUGCACCUUAAAAUUUAUGUAUUCUAAAUUGGGGGUGGGGGGGGGGAAUUCCCCCAGGCAGUGACCUUUAUUACUAAGAUUUGAUUUGGAAGCCAAUUUUUAUAGCUCAGUUAAAAACUGCUAAACCCAGUCACUUAUAUAAUAGAAAUGCUGACGUGACCUUAAUUCUAGAGGUGCAAAGGGUAUAAUUGAAUUUAAGAACAAUGUACCUCAUCCAUUAAGUCAUUAAAUAGAUCGUAAUAAUCUGACACAUUUGGUAAGUACUACAUGAAAGUGGUUAACAAUGGUAUGCAAAUAAAAUGAGCUUACACGAUUAGCUGCUGUAUUUUCGGUUGUGUUUGCCAAAUAUAACAUUAAAUUACAAUACAGUCAUUUAGAAAAUGUUAUGGCAAUAUAUUUUAAAUGUUCCUGAACAUGAUGCCAACAUAAAGAAAGGGAAUGUUAGAAUCUCCAGGAUAUUGCCCAGUGCCUGUGUGUAAUUCAGAUAGCUUUAUAUUUACAGUUAAUAGAAUUAAACUUAAUCAGGAAUACAUCCUUUUGAACCAAACUUCUGGAGUUGCCCUGGUGAGAUAGUGUAUCUGAUUGAAAAGUAUAUAUAAAGAUGCCAACUAAAUGCUAAAGUCAGAUCAUUCCUCCCCAUAGAUGAAUAUUUGGCACUGCUGAGAAAAAAACAUCCAGAUGUUUGGCAUCAUAUAGCCAAAUACCUAAAUCCAAGUGAAAUCAUGAGUUAAACACACACUUAGGGAAUUGAAUCAAUGGAGACAUCCAGUGAGGCUUAUUUUAGCUCAAACAAAAUAAAACAAAGCCAAAACAAAAUUUCUUGAGGGCAGGGCUAGAAAUCUGAAUUUUCAAUUCAUAUUGUCUCAAUUCUUCAUUUAAUCUGACUAUUUAUAGGACCAGUAAUGAAGCUCGCUAAUCAUUUCAGUGUAAUAGAGAAUCCAGUAGAGCAAAACACUGGGCUUCAGAACUCUGACAAUUAUUUUAAUCAGAUCUUCUGUUUUAUUUCCUUAUGCAAAUGCUAAUAUAACAAAUAAGAGUUAGUAAAUAAUAGUAUAUCUAAUAAAUUAUCCAGGUUCUUACCUGCUGGUCACAAUAAUUGCUAAUAUAUUCAAAUGCCUUAUGUUAUAUUUAUGCAUGGGCAACAAGCCAUGGAAAUGAAUAUACGCGUUUAUAUAAGAGAUACAUAACAUGGUGACAUAAAAAUCAAAAAGGUCAAAAAUCGCUGUCCUAGUAAAAGAAAUAAAAAUAAUUAAGGGUUUAAAUUGAAUAUAAGUGACUCAAUUAGUAGAAUAGAUCAAUUACAAAAAUGACUCCUAUUUUCCCCCUUCUUACUACAUGUCUGUACAUCUCUUCCCAUCAUGAUGUGGCAUUUAUUUGUCCCACCUCUUGAACUGAACUGUCCUGCAACUUGACCUCUAGAAUGUGGUUGAUAUGAGGGGGUGUCACAGUUAACGGAGGCCUCAAGAGACAUUAUGCACCCUCACUUACUCUCUUGUUCCUGUUCCUUUGCCCUGAGAAUAACUCUGAGCUAGCCUGCUGAAGAAUGAGAGAUCCUGUGAAAAAGAGCCAAAUCGUCCCCACUGGAGACAUCCUAACCCACCAGUUUAGCACAGAUGCAUAAGCAAGACCAAGAAGAGCUGAGCCUGGCACAGACCAGCACAAUCCACCCCGCUGAUGGCAACUCUACAGAGUAGGUCAUAUCAUCAUCACUAUCUCUGUCCCUAUUUUAACAGAUGAAGAAACUGAGGCAUGGAGAGGCUCUGGCACUUAAAAGGGGCAAUGAAUAUGAAGGAGGAGAAGGAGAUGUGAGAAUCAACUGGAAUCUGGAGGGUAAGCUUCUACACAGCUACAAGGAUGGACUGGAAUCGGAAAGACUGUCAGUCUCUCAUCACUUCCAAUCCUCCAACUUGGAUGAGGGCAUGUGUCCCACAGGAGAAGCUGAUGCCCUUAGUCAUGGGACUGAAUAUGCUCUUGGCCCAGGACUUCGAGAAGCUGAAGGGUAAAAUUUGGCAGGAGCUGAAGGAGCUGUGGGCCAGAUGUUGCCCCAGGCCAGGAGGAGCCCCUGGCCUCCUACCAGUUCCUGAAUCACAGCGAGAUCAUGCCUGUCUGAGGACCUUUGCACCAGCUGGAUCAAUUGCUUGCAACACCCUUCCCAUUGACGGAUCUUCAUAUCACUAGCUCUUUCUUAUUAUUCAGGUUUCAGCUCGAUGUCAUCUCUUCGAUGCAAUUUUGGAGUGGUGGUGGGGCUCUAGAGCCGAUGGCGAAGAAAGAAUUCUUGAGACAUCUUUGGAGCAAAAAGAGUGAGAGUGCGAGCAUAAGGGCAGAGAGAGGGGGGACAGAGGAUCUGAAGUAGGCUCUGUGCUGACAGCAGUGAGCCUAACGUGGGGCUCGAACUCAAGGACCCUGAGAUCAUGACCUGAGCCAAAGUCAGAUGCUCAACCAACUGAGCCACCCCGGUGCCCCAAGGUUAAGUAACUUUUGAGGACAUAUACUAGUAAGUUGCAGAGACAUCUGUGGAGUUUAAGAACAUGGAGUUCAUCAGAGUGUAUCACUGAAGAAUAUGAUGGCUGAAAACAAUUUAAAAAUGCUAAAGAUUCAACAGUGUGUAGUAGCCAACAAACUACCUAGAAACAGGCCAUAUAUUUGCAAUAUUUGCUUCAAGCACUUUGAAACGCCAUCAAAAUUAGCUAGGCAUUAUCUCAUUCAUACUGGUCAAAAGCCAUUUGAAUGUGAUGUGUGUCAUAAAACUUUUAGACAACUGGUUCAUCUGGAGAGACAUCAACUAACUCAUAAUCUGCCUUUUAAAUGUAGCAUUUGUCAACGCCACUUUAAAAAUCUGAAGACGUUUGUGAAGCACCAACAACUUCACAAUGAAACCUACCAGAAUGACGUUAAACAGGUCAGAAGAUUGCUGGAGGCCAAGCAAGAAAAGCCGGUAUAUGGGAUGUAUCAUACUUUUACCACAGAGGAAAGAUGGGCAUUACACCCGUGCUCUAAAUCUGAUCCUGCAUACAGCCCUACAAAGAAAAGAAAGAAUAUUCAUGCAUGUACGAUCUGUGGCAAGAUGUUUCCAUCACAAUCAAAACUUGAUAGGCAUGCACUUAUUCAUACUGGUCAGAGGCCUUUUAAGUGUGUCCUGUGCAGUAAGUCUUUCCGACAGUCAACUCAUUUAAAAAUUCAUCAACUCACGCAUUCAGAAGAAAGGCCUUUUCAAUGUUGUUUUUGUCAAAAAGGAUUUAAGAUUCAAAGCAAACUUCUGAAGCAUAAACAAAUCCAUACCAGGAAUAAGACCUUUCAGACUCUUUCAUUAAAGGUGAAGAGUCCAGAAUCAUGCCCGCUGCCUAAUAAAUUAAAUGCAAAGCAGGAUAGUUUGGAAAAUGGUGAUUUAGGUGAAUCUGAGGAGAAUAAUCCACUUGAUGUCCACUCUAUUUAUAUCGUCCCUUUUCAGUGUCCAGAGUGUGAAGAGUGUUUUGAAUCAGAGCAGAUUCUCAAUGGACAUAAGUGUUUUCCUGCCAGAGGUGGCAAAAUGCCAAGCAGGCUCAAAAGAAGCUACAACUAUAAAACCGUUGUUAAAAAAAUCUUGGCUAAACUUAAACGUGCUGGGGGUAAGAAAUUAGAUAAUCUUCGAUCUGAGAAAAAAGUAUUUAAAAACAAUUUCUUGGAAAAUUGUGAUCUUAUUUCCAGUGAGCAGAGCCCUGAACAAACCCAGAGAACAUUUAUGGGCCCUCUUGGCAAGCAUGGAACAUACAAGACAGUUGGCAAUAAAAAGAAGAAAACAUUGACUUUGCCAUUUUCUUGGCAAAAACACUUCCAGAACCAAAAUGUGGGUAAAAACUUGAAAGGUAUCCUUACGACAGAAAACAUGUUAACUAUAGAUAAUUCAGCGAAUAAUAAAGACGUAUCUAUCUACGGUUCAUCAGGUGAGGAAUUCUUUAAUAACUGUGAAGUGCUUCAGUGUGGUUUUUCAGUUCCAAGUGAAAACCUACAUACUGGACAUAAGAUGUGUCCUUGUGACAAAUGUGAGAAAGUGUUCCCUUCUAUAUCCAAACUACAAAGACACUAUUUAAUUCAUACUGGACAGAGGCCUUUUGGCUGUAAUGUUUGUGGGAAAUCUUUUAGACAGUCAGCUCAUUUAAAAAGACACAAAUUAACUCAUAUUGAUAAGAUUCCUUAUAGACGAUCUCUUUGCCAAGUAGAAUUUGAAAAUUUGAACCAACUUCUCAUUCAUCCAGGUGAUAAUAUUAACUAUAAUGCUUCCCAACAAUGUCAGACUCCCGGUUUCCAAAAAUAUGAGGCCUCAGAGUCAGAUCAAAUAUCAGAAAUAAAAGUUAAGGCAGAAUCGGAGGAUUUCAUUCUUAGUCCCCCCUAUAGGAACAGGCAGCCCUAUCUCUCUAGUGUACUUUUGCAGUCAGAGCAGAGCCAUCACGGUCACUGUUGUGGUUAUUCAGGGCGGGCGGAGAGGAAUGAUGGCCUUCUCUACCAAUGCAGCGUUUGUUCCAAGAGUUUUAGAUCUCCAUCUAAACUGGAAAGACACUAUCUAAUUCACGCAGGGCAGAAGCCAUUUGAAUGCUCAGUCUGUGGCAAAACAUUCAGACAGGCUCCUCAUUGGAAGAGACAUCAACUUACUCAUUUUAAGGAGUGACUAACCACAAGAGAAAGUGGUUCUCAAAGUCAGUUAUGUAACUGACAGAACCAGUAACACAUUCGUAGUCUCUGAUAAUCUUGGUCUUAAAGCUUGUAUCAUUUAAAAUGUAUUUUUACCAAAAGGCCUUCACUAGGUUGGGUGAUUUCAUAGGCAGUUGCUUGUUCUGCAUAGUAGGAAGCAAGAUACAGUACAUAGAAAAUUAAUAGGAUGUUUUAGGAACAGCCAAAUUAAAUUUAGGGGGAAGAACAUGGUUUGAUGCCACACAGUAAGCAUUUAUUUUAUUUUAAUAUAUACUUUGGCUGUACUGAAAAUAUAAAUCCAAGAUGUGGUACAAUAACUCAGUUCAUUCAUUUUUCUUUAAAGGACUUAUUCCUUAAGGCAUGCCAUCUCUUUAAGACUGAGAGGUAAAAAUUGGUUUUUAGCUGCAGCAAAUAGCCCCACUACAUUUUACUUGUUUUAUAUUUCACACGAAAGCAUAAUUUUGUCCACCUAUGGCUCAAAUUCCAUUGCAAAAUUUUUUUCUCUUGUAAGUAAAAAAUACAAAAGCAGUAAAAGUGAAGAUGGAUGAGAAAAUCACAGUAUUAUUUUCAUUGGUCUUUUGCAAGCUAUUCUUAGGAUUCUGGUAGCUUCACCUCCUUUUCCACAAGUGAUUAGAAUUGGUUUUUUGCCCAGCUUGCUGUUUUUCCCAAAUUUAAAAGUAGGAGAGAAGUUAGUAUGGCCCUGUAUACAUUUACCAUGUUUACUUAUCAGGAAUAUUGUCCAAGUGCCAUAAUCUCUUUGAUGUUCUGUAUGCAGUGUUAUCUUUUCAGAGGAAUAAAUGCAAUUCAUCUAUUUACUUGGUGAUUGACAUCAGUAGCUAGAGACUUAAGACUCCCCUCUAGAUCUGCAUCUCCCUAAGACUUUGAUUUACUUUAGUAAAACUUUGUUUUAAUGCCUCAUGCAUUGGGUGGUCAUAUGACUUAAGUAAAUCUGUUAAGUUUGAUCAAAUGGCAAUGACUAGGUCUAGUUCUAGUUUAUUUUCUUUUUAAUUUUUUUUAAUGUUUAUUUAUUUUUGAGAGAGAGUGAGAGCAUGAGUGGAGGAGGGGCAGAGAGAGAGAUAGAGACACAGAAUCUGAAGCAGGCUCCAGGCUCUGAGCUGUCAGCACAGAGCCCAACGCAGGACUCAAAACUAUGAACCGUGAGAUCAUGACCUGAGCCAAAGUCAGAGGCUUAACCAGCUAAGCCACCCAGAUGCCCCAGGUCUAGUUCUAGUUUUUAAGUCUAUGUUUCUUGCAAGAGUCUAAUGCUAAAGAACAUUAUUUUGAUAAUUCAUAAAUUGUUUUGAUAAGUAAGGUAAUUAUUCCCAUAUAGGAAUAAAGUGCUUGCAGAAUUGAGGGUAUCCUUUUUCUAAACAGCACUGUCAUUAUUUGGGAAAUAUUGAAUCUUAAGCUAUAAAAGACUUACACAAUCACAAAUUGUCCUUCAUAUUUGCCAUUUUUUAGUAAAAUCUUUAAGAAUGAGAUUUCUUAGUAAUUAAAGAAAAUAACCAUUAGCUUUCUAAAAGAACAGGUGGCUUUGUCCUAUCACAAAUAUAGUGGCAAGCCCUCUAUUGAGAAUGGAUAAAUGAACAUUCUUUGUAAGCUCUGUGUCGUACUCUAAAAAUUGUCUUUGUGUAGCAGGAGAGAGGAGGGGACAUUGGUAUCUUCUUUUCCAAAUGCAUUUUGAGAACCUUGGAUUUAAUACACAGAGAUAAAACAACAGUACAGAGAAUGCUCAGUGAUGUAUAAAUGUGCAGGAGAAUCAUAUUUUAAAGAAUAAUUUAUCUUAGAUUUCCUUCAGAUAUGUUCCUCCAGUGCAGGCAACAUGAUGGUUUACAGAAUUUGCUGUACACAAAACUUUUCAAGAACAUACCUAUUGCAUAAAAACAAGGAAUAACUAGUUCCUAUUUUCCAAGAAUAUAGGUUCAAGGGGUUUUCGUCUGAAGUUAUGUAAUUUGGGAUUUUCCAAAACUAUUUAUGUAAUUUUAUUUGAAGUAAAUGUCUCAUUUAGUCCUUUCCCAACCCAAACAGGGAGAGUUCUAAUAGUGUUGUGCUUGUAUGAUUAUUAGACUUUCUUUACUUAAGUGAUAACUACUAUACUUUUUUUUGGCCCAUGCCUUUUUAAGCUGUUUCAUAUUGAAAGUUGGAAUAUUGUACAAAUUUUGUCAAAGAUGUACUGUAGUGCUAUUCGAAGUACCUGUAACAAAAUACUUAUUUACCUUUAUCAUUGCAAGCUUCUUGUGGAAACUUUAUAGGAAUGAAAGUAAACUGUAUACAUCCAUAAGAAGAUUAAACAUUAGAUGUUACAUGAUUUGCUGCAUGCUAGAACUGUUGGUAUUGUUGAAUCAGUCACUUUGGUUUUCUGAAAAAAUAAACUUUAUAAAUAUCUUUAAGGAGAUUUAUUAAAUUUUUUUUGUUUCAGUGAUUCCAGGCUAUAGCCUGAUUACUUCCUGAAGUAGUUUGAUUGGCUGAGUUAGUGGAAUUACUGUUUCUUGUUUUGUACUGCAGUAGGACCAACAAUUUUAGGACAAAAUGUGUGUGUGUUGAAGGAAAGUAGAUGGUGAUUAAGAGUCUUGGAGAAUUCAAAUUUCAGAAUAUUUUAAAAAUAAACUUUCAAAUUAUA